AUCAAACAGUUAUAGUGGUAGUUGCGUUGCUCAUCGUGCUUGUUGCAGCUAUACACUUUCUCUCUCAAACCAAAACACACUCAGAACUCAAUAACGUGAAUCGCAUCGCUGUCUGGAAUGGAUUCAUCUUUUCAACUCUUAUUCGCUGUCUUUGUUGCGUCGCUAAUCGCAUUCAGAGCUCACAAGAAAAAAUCCCUCAGCACUUCGGGAGCCGUUGCUGGCUUCUUCGUUAUGGCCCUUCACUUUUUUGUAGGAUGCAGGUUUGGGGCGAUUCUGCUUGCGUUCUUUUUCUCUUCGUCUAGGGUCACAAAUGUGGGAGAGGAUAAAAAGCGACUACUCGACCCUGAACUCAAAGAAGGUGGACAAAGAAACUGGCUACAAGUUCUAGCCAAUAGUGGCAUUGCAUCUGUUCUUGUUGUAACUAUAUGGGUAUUUACAGAGGGGAAGGAUAAAUGCUUGAACUCUGAAGAGUCAGCACUGAUUACAUCUCUCAUUGGUGGUGUUAUUGGCCAUUAUUCCUGCUGCAAUGGAGACACUUGGUCUUCUGAGCUUGGAAUUCUCAGUGAUGAGCAGCCUCGUCUAAUCACAACCUUCAAGCCGGUGAGGAAGGGUACAAAUGGUGGUGUGACAAGAACAGGAAUUCUAGCAGCAGCAGCGGCUGGAAGUGUCAUUGGACUGACGUUUGUUCUUUUAGGACUCUCAACUACCAGAUGUGAGUCUAAGACGGUAGCUCUUAAGCAACUAUUGAUCAUACCAGUUGCCACCGCGGCAGGACUCUGUGGAAGUAUCAUUGACUCUCUGUUGGGUGCAACAUUGCAAUUCAGUGGAGUCUGCUCUGUUCGCCGUAAGGUUGUUGGAAAGCCAGCACCGACAGUUAAAAGGAUUUCAGGACUCAGUAUUCUUGACAACAAUGCAGUGAACUUUGUAUCAAUACUGUUGACCACAAUACUAACUUCAAUCGCUUGUUUGUACAUUUUCUGAAUUCGUCACAGGAAGCGGUACUGUGGCUAAAAAAUGUUCCAUAGUUCAAAACUUGUAAUUCAGUGUUGUUAGAUGUUUCUGUAAGUGUUGCAUUCUCAAUCAUCAAUUGGAAAAGUAGAGUACACCAAUAUUAGAAUGGCAACUAUAUUUGGUUCUUGAGCAGAAUUAAUCACACAUGACAUUUUUAGGAUCUGUUUGACAUUUUUUUUUUGUUAUUAAUAGUCAAUCCCAAAGAAACAUGUGCCAC
Molecule: messenger RNA, 1228 nt
Organism: Abrus precatorius (Indian licorice)
Lineage: Eukaryota; Viridiplantae; Streptophyta; Magnoliopsida; Fabales; Fabaceae
Product: protein PGR
Exons: 5
Coding region: 118-981 (287 amino acids)
Cellular component (GO): membrane
Source: RefSeq, a predicted model, not a curated record